This is a messenger RNA of Caenorhabditis remanei, 7395 nucleotides long. RefSeq lists its product as uncharacterized. Gene Ontology annotation, cellular component: signaling receptor complex. The transcript is spliced from 28 exons. Lineage: Eukaryota; Metazoa; Nematoda; Chromadorea; Rhabditida; Rhabditidae. The coding region runs from base 1 to 7395 and encodes 2464 amino acids. Gene Ontology annotation, biological process: multicellular organism development; cell surface receptor protein tyrosine kinase signaling pathway; protein phosphorylation. The record is from RefSeq and is a predicted model, not a curated record. Gene Ontology annotation, molecular function: ATP binding; protein binding; transmembrane receptor protein tyrosine kinase activity.
AUGCUUUCUUUGUACCUCUAUUCUUUCUCCUCACUUGUUUUUCUGUUGUUGUUUGUCCUCUCUGAUGUUCAUGCAGCCACAGUAUUCUCAUCCUCUUUGAAGACAUGUCAGAGUCAAUGUGAGGAACGAAAUUUGGCAUAUCCACUUGAUUCGGGCGAAGUACACUGGACGGGUUUAGCAGAGUUUAAUUAUUCAAGUAGGAUUUCAUCGUGUAGACAUGGUUGUGAAGACGUGGACGAGAGAGAAUCCAAAUGCAACGUCAAAUGUUCGGAGGAAGGAAUCGUAACGAAUUCUUGUAAACAGGGAUGUCGAGCAGUGCUUGUUUCUUUUCUUGCUCAAGCACAAGCACUUCUCAUCCAAACACGUGUCAAUAUGGAAGUUCUCGAAACAGCAAUGAAACUGAAAUGGGAAUUCUCUGAAACACUUGCAGAAGAAUUAAAAGAGAUCGCCAAUGCUGACAUAUUUUGGUUCUCGCAAACAAGGCCUCUCAACGGAGUACUUGGAUGGAGAUGGACGUCUCUUCCUCAGAAUUCAUUCAGAAAUUCAUCUUUAGUUUCGGAAGUUCAUGUUCCGUUCGAGCAUGGAGAACAUGUUGAAGUACGAUUAGCUCUUUCAUAUAGAAAUCAAGUAUUGGUAUCUCGAACCACGACUUAUCACUUGCCACUAUCAAAAGCUGGAACCACUUUGGAAGUCAUCGGACAAUUACAACUUUCAGAUGAUAGAGUUGCCGUUUGUUAUAGAACCAAUCAACCAACGCCUAAAUUCAAACUUACUGUCAUGACAAUGGAUGACAGUACGAUAAAUACUGAAGAAUCAAUAUCUAGAUGUCACUUAUUCUCAAAUCUUCCGAGAGAUAAUUGUUGCAAAGCUUCGAUUUCUGCAAUUGAUGAACAUGGUGCAACUACGGCAUUCGUGGAAAUCAAAUUGGAUUUCUUUGUGAAUCAAGUUGAAAUCGAACUGGUCUCUGCUGCUUCCUCUCGUUUGAUAUUUUCUAAUGGUACCCAUUUACUUGAAAAUGAAGAACUCGACCAAUAUGCUCUCGGAGAUUCUGCUACAGUAAUCCCAUUUCCUCUGCCGACAGAUGACAUCAUAACAGCAAUCGCUGGAAUCUCCGAUACCACAAUCGCCAUUGGAAGCUCAAAAGGAUCUCUUUGGACAUUUCAAAUGUCUGCAAAUCAAACUGAUGAAGAUCAACCAUCAUCUGUAAUUCAAUUGAAAACUGUUGGAGAAAUGGAUACAAAAAUAACUCAAAUAGAAAUUGAUCAUAUUCAAAGAACACUUUAUGCAGUUCAACAUGAUAAAGGCAUUAUCAGAUGUAAGUUGCGAACGCUGGAAUCAGAAGAAAGUCCCACUUGUGUGUUGAUUGUGAACAACGAUGCAUUGAAUCCUCCGAAACAGAUUACAUUGGAUCCUGUGAAUGGUCAUGUAUACUCUUUGAACGUCGACAGUAAAGUGUACAGAACCGAAAUGAUUGCCUUCAAUGCGAGUGGAAUAGAAACUGUUGCUAGUUUGCAGUUUUUGAAAGACAUGUCACCAUCAAAUGGAAUUUUCUUCGAUGUUUCCAAGUUUUUGUUGUAUUCGGCUCUACAAAAUGGAACUAUGAUGACAUUGAAUCCGGUCACCGAUCAAGUUCAUAUCUUCAAAGAGUCCGGAUACUCUGAUAUUCAACAUUUUCGAAUUAAAAGUGAUUUGAUCUACUGGAUGAAAAAGAAAUGUGGAGAAACGGACGCCGAUGAGAACUGUAUUUUCACAGAAAACCUUCAGCGGUCGGAAGAGGACAUACCCAACAAAUUCACUUAUUCGAGCGCUUUGAGGUCAUAUAGUUUUUUGGAAGAGAUUUUAUUGAAACCAAGGAUCACUGCUGUCAGUUCCAUUGCGCUACUGACAUCAGACAAAGUGGGGAGAGUUUCAUGGGAUGAAGUUGCUACUCUUCCUUUUCAAGCACAAGGAACUUCCUGGAGGAAUUUAACUUAUUUUCUGAAGAUUACAGCACCAGAGAUUACUGAUUUCGAGCCAGUCGAGAUCUACACAUUGAAUACAGAUGUAAAAAUAGAGGUCAAGCCGGGAAACCAAUAUAACGCUCAGGUCCAAGUGUGUAGUGACGACUUUUGCUCCACACCCAGUUCCACGUCGAAUACCGCACUUCCUGAUUUAGGAGGAGUCGUUGCUGAUGAAUCUGUGAAAGCUGUGGAGAAAAUGCAGCAGCCCCAUGUUCUGGAUAACACCACAAGAACCGUAUAUUUAGCUGGAGAUCAUUCGAUGGGGAUCUUCAAAAAGGAUCUGGACGAUGCAGCAGGAAUUCCGAAGCCUUUCAAAGAUGGACUCUUUGUGGAAAUGAUGUCAAUAAUGCCAUCUAGAUCCAAGAUUUUGAUUGCUUCUUCUUACAAAAUCACUUCUUACAGACUUCCAACAACUUUUGAUUUUGAAUACUAUUCCUGCGAGGAACCAUUAGAAGAUUGUGCAGAAGUAAUGGGUAUAUCAAGUGAUGAUACAACGGGAAUGGUUCAUUUUUUGACGCAGUCGAGGAAUGGUACUGUUAUAUUAUGGGAAUCGGAUACAGAGAAUAUGACACCAAGAGAUAUUGCAACUGCGCCUUCAAUCGUUCCGUUCCGUCGCUUUCUGAUAAUUCAUGACAAAAUGAUUCUUGUUACAAAAAACAACCACAUUGUACAAACAGACAAAUCUCUGAGGGUCGUCAACGUCGCAUCUGAACUUGAACGAGUCGAUCGAAUUCUUCCAUUACGAUAUGCUGCGAUUUCUCAUAAAAUUGAAUUCACUGAUGAAAUAAAAUUUAUGGAAGGAAGUAAAACAGAUCUUCAGUGGACCCUGUCACCUCCAUUAGAAGCUGGAACUGUCAUCUUCAAGGUUUCAAUUUUUCGAGAGAAAAUGGGAGGUCCAGAUCCGCCAAUAAUCACAAUCCAAAGUGAUACCAAUUUCACAAUACCAGCAGAAGUUCUCGAAGCUUGGAGUUCAGCACAAAGAUUUGAUGUAUCUGUACAAGCAAUAACUCCAUGGGCAACUGCAAUUUUGAAUAGAACUGGAUUAACUGCCCCAGUCAAACCACCGACUUCUCCAACACAACUUCGAAUAUUUGCAACUCAACAAAAGACUGUCGAUGGGCCGAGAGCAUUGAUUUCUUUCUUCUGGGGACCACCAACAGAAUGGAAUGGAACACCUUAUCAAUACAUUGUGAAUUGUACAAAAGACGAUGGAAGUUGGAUUGGUGGACCCGUGACAACUUCACAAUCUCAUUAUUCGUUUGCUGUCAAAUCUGGAAAAGUUUCAUGUCAAGCAGCGGCAGCAAACGAACCAACUAAUAUCGGAAGUUUCUCAGAAGUAAUAACUAUUGAUAGUUCUGAAUUGAAACCACUGGUAAAACUGUUUGCAAUUGAUUCCACAAACUCGUUGAUCUCAUUUAAUGAUCUCGCUCAUGAAGAGCCAAGAAGAGAAACAAGACAAGUUGCACUACCACUCAAGCUGGAAUACCAAGCAAUGGCAUUCAUUGGAGAAGAUUUAUACGCUGUGAGAAAAGAAGGAGAGUCAGCUCAACCAGUUCUAGUUCAAAUUGAUACAAAUCAUAUUGAUAACACUGUUCAUAAAGUAUCUAUCGGCGGCGACGUCUCUCGAAUUGACGCUAUGACUUCUGAUUGGGUUGGAAACAGGUUGAUUUUUGUGGCUGGAACCAACUUGUACCAAUUAUCUUUGGAACCAUUUCUGUCCACUUCUCUACUGAAUCCUCACAAACUUAUCACUUUGACAUCCGCUACAGAUGCGAAACAAUUGGCAUAUGAUCCAUUCAUGAAUACCGCCUAUCUUCUCACUAAAAACGGAUCACUAUUUGCUCUUGACAUGAACAAGAACACAGAAGCCAACCUUGCACUGACAGUGCCUUGUUUGGCGAGUCAAACUGUCACUUGGAUGAUGACUGAGUUUGCUUGGAACCGCGCAUCUUCUCCAAAAAUCUAUGCAUUGACAUGGAAUGGACUUAUUUUUGUGGAUUUGGGUGAAGAUUUCCAGUGUAAUGAAGUCAGAAUCGACUGGACAAAGUUUGGAGAUAAAGGACUCAAAUCAAUAUCUUCAUUUGCAAUUGCUGACAAACUAUUCGCUUUCGUCACUUCAUCUGAAAUGUUGAUAUAUGGAAGGGAUACAGUAACCCCUAUCACUAUAGCCAACCCACCUCUGAAACAAAUUCUGGCAGUAAGCCAAAGUAGUCAACCAUAUCCAGAAAGAUCUUGUUUUGAGCUUCCUUCUUCCAAAGGAAUCGUAUUUUCAAUAGUGAAUGAAGGGAAGACUGGAGCUCUACUAGAAGUGACAAAGAGUUCUUCAUCUUCUGCUUGUCAAGAAGUCAGUAUGCCACAAACUCAAUACGAGAUUUAUUUCACUCGAAAGAAUACUGACAAAGUGAAACAUGUUCGAAGUUUCUCUGAUAGGAUACAUGUGGAAAAUGGGAUUCUCGACAAAGAAACUGACUACGAUGUAACUGUCACGUGGCUGAAUAGAUACUCUCCGGCAAGUGGAGUCUCUGCCUCAAAGUCAUUCCGAACUGGUUUCGGAUACCCAUCCGCUCCACGAGACCCACAUGCAAUUCCAGUCACUCCAGACACCGUAUAUCUUUAUUGGAGCUUACCAGAAACACUGAAUGCUCCCAUCUCUGAGAUUAAGUACAAGAUUUCACAACAGGCAGCCGGGAUUUCUGUCCCAACUUCAAUAGCAGUAAUUCCUCUUUCUGAAACUGUGUCAUCGAAUAUCUCCUCGGAUACAACAUCUUGUCUUAUUAAUCCAUGUCGAGUGAAAAUUGCAAAUCUCCGACCAUCGAAUGAAUACAAAUUCUGGGUCACAGCCACUCAUAUCUCUCAUUUGGAUGCUGCAACAAUCCUGAAGGAUGAUGAUGCAGUGUCACCAGAAGCCGUCGCCAGAACUCUCGAUGUUCCAGGUACUUUGAGACCUGAUAAUGUAACUGGGUCAUCUUUGCUUCUUCGAUGGAAUGGGUUAGAACCGGAACAUCGACCGAGUUCAAUUUCUGUUCAGUAUCGAGAAUCAGGAGGGGCCAGCAACGAUUGGCAAACUCCUACGAACACAUCGUUCGAACCAGAUGUUUCCACUGAAUUGGUACCUAUCACAAACCUAUUAUCUGCCACAACUUAUGAUUAUCGUUUUGUGGCAACAUACACAGGAACAUAUACAAUUGAUGGGAAGGUAUUGGCAUUCAAAGAGGAUUAUCUACAAUUGACACAACAAGCAAGAACAAAAGCAGGAGUACCGACAGCUCCACAAUCUGUUGAGGCUAAAAUAGAUGAAGAAGGAUGGAUUGUUACGUGGAAAGAACCGAUGAGUGAUGGAGGAUCACCGAUAACAAGUUAUGCAGUGGAGACAAGAAUCAAUAAAACUGCUGAAUGGGAAAUAGCUGAAAGAGGACUAGAUGGAUGGAAGACAUGGUGGAGACCUGGCAAAUCGGAGACAUCUUCUUCGAUGUCUUCUUCUACAGAAGUCUCAGAAUUCAGAAUUAGAGCUGCUAACAUUGAAGGGUUCGGAGCAUAUGCUUAUACAGAAGAGAAAAAAGAAGAAAAAGAGGAAGAGACGAGUGCAAUAUUACCAUAUCUUCUAGGAAUUUCUAUCAUUUUGUUGUUGGCUGCAAUGAUUUUAGUUGGAUGUUUUUGGUUGAGAUCUCGACGUCGUCAACAACUAAAAAAACGAGAAGCUGAAGACGAUAGAAACUGUAUUCGACUCGAUGUAGUCGCUAAUAUGAACUUCUCAAAUUCUCGGCAAACUCUUUCUCCAGAGUACGAAAGUGAAAUGAGAAAUCUUCCCACUGUCAGCUACAAUGAUGUUAAAAUAUUGGAAUUAUUGAGUGACUGUUCCUAUGGUACUGUACACGUGGGAAUUGCAGAAGAAGUUCCAUUGAGUUGGGAGAAGAAUGUAAAAGUAGCUGUGAAAAAGUUGGAUCCAAAAAAUCCGGAUGAUGACUUUGCGGAGAGAAUGAUGUUCAUGAAAGAAGCUAUUUUAUUGAACAAUCUUGAUCAUCCAAAUAUAGUUAAGGAGUUCGGUGUCUGUGUGACUCCUGGAAAAGAACUGAUUCUUUUGGAGUUUAUGGAAGGAGGAAAUCUUUUGCAAUUCCUCAGAGAUUCUGCCCCGAACGAAGAUCAUUCCUCUGAAUUAUCGCCCAAAGAUCUUCUCGCAAUAUCCGUUGAUAUUGCCCGCGGAAUGAACUAUCUUGAGAGACUCCCUCAUGUUCACAAAAAUCUAUCAGCCAAGAAAUGUCUGCUUUCCGGUCAUCCGGGCGUCACCAAACUCGAGAUGGGGAUUCCAAAAGUGUUGAGUAGUGGUGGAAUUCGCCGGGAAGAUUUGGAAGGAAUGGAUAAUGUACGGUGGAUGGCCCCAGAAGUUCUAAAAGAUUUCAAUUUUUCAUCAAAAAGUGAUGUGUGGGCAUAUGGAGUACUUCUAUAUGAGGUGUUUUCAUUCGGAGAGGUUCCAUAUAAAGAAAUGGAUUCAAAACGAGUAAUGACUAAUGUUCGAAGUGGUAUGAUACUUCCAGUGCCGUCAUACUGUCCUUCAAAAAGAAUUUAUAAAGUUAUAAAGCAGUGUCUAGCAACUGAUCCAACGAAACGAGCGAAUUUUGCAACAAUUCUCAAAAUAUUCGAGACUUUGAGAGAAGAUUCCCAAUGCCAGGACGACAAACCAAUUCAAUUGAAUGAUGGAUCUGAAAAUAUCAAUUUCAAUGCAUCACAAGACAGUAAUUCCAGUCGAGAACCUCCUUCUCCAUCCCACCGAAUGCGAGAUUUCCCACCAAUUGGAGUAGAUAUGGAACCUCCAUCUCCAUCACCUCUGAACCAAAGUUUCGGUGGAUUUGAACAUCCUUACGAAGGAGAUCGUCCGGCCACAAUGUGGAAUGCAAGUGGAGCACGGAACUCCGCUAAAAACAGUAUUGGAAGGUCGAUGAAAAAAGAGAAAUUCAGAAAUCCAGUUCAUUCGAUGGAUGAUUUAGUAGCAAGAAAUCAAAGACCUUUGAGUAUUCAUUCUGAAGAUACCGAAUCGACUGAUUAUGGCGGAGCUUCAUCAUCAAUGCAUUCUCCGAGCUCUUCAAAUCGAACAAAUAGUCAUUACGAAGUACCAAUGAGUAGAUUGAGUGCAGCCCCAGCUAUUGGAAUUGUAAACGAUGCAUUCGAAAGUAGUAAUCCGUCUCUGAAUCUGAGUAGAAGUUGGACAGGUCUAUCCGGAGACGUGAAUCAAAACCCUGCCGGGGGAGCUACAGGAACUACUGGAACUCUUCCUCAUCAUGCUAACUCAAUGGGUCAUUUGAGAGUUCCAGGUGCUCAGCCACCUGGAAGAGUAAAUCGAAAUAGUUCUGGUGGAAACACAGGCGGUCCUUCAUUUCGAAAUCGUGUCAGUCAAGUCUAA